UCCAAAAUUUCUUCGUGCAUCAAAUUCAAAGCUAGAGAAAUGGAGUUAAGGUGCAGUUUUUAUGGGGCAAGCAUGCAGGGACCGUCUUCCCAACUUAUUUGCUGGUUCAUUACUUUCAAUUGCGUUGCAAUGAGCAACAGUGCUAGAACAACUUGUCAAAUUCAGAGAUGCCUUGCUGUACAUGCAUCAGGUCGACAGAAACAAAGGUGGAAAAUUCGUGCAUUUUUGUACUAAUAAAGGUACAAAAGUGCAUCUUUUGACAUUUAUCGUGAGAACACAAGAAAGUAAUACAUUAUGUUAAGUGGGGUAUAUAGAAGGAGUCCACGGAUAGUUGAAUUGGAUGCACGGAAAGCACAAGCAAGGAGUCAAAAUAAGGGCAAUGUGAUAUGUGAAGUGGUGGACGAGGAAGAACCAGAGAAGGGGCACGAUAUUUUGAAACAAAAGCGCAGAAGGAAAAAGGUCAAGGCCAGAACUGUCCAAGACCUUGUUGUUAAUUCAGUUGAAUAUAAACUUCAAAAGACUGACGCAGGGAAUGAUGAAGAUGGCCUUGUAAAAAAUGCUGCUAUUGUGCCUUCUGGAGCUGCAAUACCUGAAAAAGGCAAGCUUGAACUACUACUUGGUAUAUUGCAAAGGAGAGACACAUAUAAAAUAUUUGCAGAGCCAGUAAACCCAGAAGAGGUUGAAUACUACUAUGAUGUCAUCAAAGAACCAAUGGAUUUUGGCACGGUUGCAAAGAAACUGAAUGAAGGAAGUUAUCAAACACUCGAAGAAUUUGAGCAUGAUGUAUUUUUGGUACCCAACAAUGCCAUGCUUUUCAAUGCUUCAAAUACCAUAUACUACAGACAGGCACGCGCACUAAAAGAACUAGCUACAAAGCUAUUCCAUGCUCUUAAAACUGAUCCGGAAAGCUUCGAAUCUGAAGCUUCCCUACAAAGAAUGGGACUUGGUAGGAGUACAAAGGCUGGAGUUGGAAUUCUGAACUGUAACAACAAGAUUAAUACUAGCAUUGCAGCUGGGGGUAGGUCAUGCUGCCCAUUUGAGGGCUAUAGAUCUCAUCAACAAUUUAAUGAUGUUGAUGUGGAAAGGCGUCGAACCUAUAGACCUUGGAAGUCUUUACUUAGUGAGAAUGGAUCUUUAUUCUCAGCAGUUCAUAACAGUCCAAAGCCACUUGUUCUGAAUGCUGAGGCAGAUAUUGGAUAUUUAGAGAGCUUAAAGCGGUUUUCUAAAGAUUUGGGCCCAGUAGCUCAAAAGGUUACCAUGAAGAAGGUAAAUAGUUACAUUUCUGAAGCCAUGAGAGUUUGGAAUGUGACUACAAAUAGUCAGGUCUGGCCCCCAAAUAUGCAAAUUCCUAAUGCUCCGUCUGCAUCAAAUAUAAAGGUUGCUCCAUCUUUUAAAGUCCCUUCAAGUACACCUGGAUGCCAAAAUAUUUCAGUUGAUAAAAUGAACGUUCACAGUGGAUUCUCACAUGGGGGACAGGCACCAAUGGAUGGCAAUAUGACCAUUAAUAAUGCUUUAACUGGAGGAAUUAGUCAACCUGGUGGCAGCAGAGUGGAAAGUUUUGGUGACUUCCAAGGGAACAGGGUUCCGUCUGUGAGUAGGGGUUUUGCUCCAUCUAGCGGAUAUCAAACAUUGGCAGGUGAAACAAUGGAUGGUCCAACCUUCUUUUGGAAUGGAGGAAAGGUGUCCGCAGGUUAUAAUGUUGACAUGGCUGAUGCUUUCAAGGAUUAUGCUGCUAAUCAAAGCAAUGGGGUUCACUUGGAUUCUUCUUUUCCCAAUUAUGAUUCAGGGAAACCAAAACUCGAUUUAUCUGAAUCGUGGAAUACAAAGGGAAAACAAAAGGAACUAGGCGAGACAAGCAUGAUGGUAAACCCAGGGGAUAAAGUGUACGAAAUGAUGGGCUUGCUUCUUCAUGGUGGAGGAUGCAAGACUGUCUCCCUCAAAGUAACAGUGGUGCUUCCUCAUCUGCAUGGUGUCCACCUUCUCAAGUCAUGACAGGGUUGAAUGGAUUUCAGACCAUUGAC
This is a messenger RNA of Hibiscus syriacus, 2021 nucleotides long. Its product is annotated as bromodomain-containing protein 7-like. NCBI's taxonomy places the organism in Eukaryota, Viridiplantae, Streptophyta, Magnoliopsida, Malvales, Malvaceae. The transcript is spliced from 11 exons. The coding region runs from base 295 to 1992 and encodes 565 amino acids. The record is from RefSeq and is a predicted model, not a curated record. Gene Ontology annotation, molecular function: protein binding.